Messenger RNA from Hydractinia symbiolongicarpus, 8833 nucleotides. Its product is annotated as phosphatidylinositol phosphatase PTPRQ-like. The transcript is spliced from 38 exons. Gene Ontology annotation, cellular component: extracellular region. Bases 150 to 8459 code for a protein of 2769 amino acids. Gene Ontology annotation, molecular function: chitin binding; protein binding. The record is from RefSeq and is a predicted model, not a curated record. Lineage: Eukaryota; Metazoa; Cnidaria; Hydrozoa; Anthoathecata; Hydractiniidae.
UAUCUCGUGUAGGGUCUCCAUUUUAUCAACUGUUACUUCAGAAUGCUACCAAAUAUGAUGUUGGAAGGUGGGGUUGUCAAGCAAAGCAUAAACUAGGAACAAGAACUGCUUAUUUUAAUGUUUUCCUUUAUGGUCCACCUAAAGCGGCAAUGAAUGUACGUGUUAAAGAACACAGAUUAAAUGGAGUUGUAAUUGAAUGGGAUUAUUUGCGCAAUGAUUUGCUGUUUUAUGAUUUUACCCUUACUCGUGUAUCCAAUAACGAAACUAGAACAUUUAAUCUAGAAGAAGCCGAAAGUUUUACCACUCAAAUCUUACAGUAUGAGUUUGUUGGGUUACUAAGAGGGGAAAAUUAUAGUAUUCAGAUGAGAGCUACUGAUAAGAAAAAUCAAAUUGGAUCUUGGAGUCAACCGUUUGUUUUAAGAACAGUGACUGAACUUGCACCUAUCAUACUUGUCAACCCUGCACACACACGAGUAAGUGAAGGUGUUGAUGUGACGUUAUCUUGUGGCGUGCAAGCAGAACCAUUACCGACUUACAGCUGGUUUAGAAAUGGUAGUAUAAUCUUACAAAAUGAUACAAAGUACAUGAGCAUCAAUGGAGGAUCAAUUGGGUUAUUAGUUAUCAAGAACGUACAACGUUAUGUAGAUGAUGUUUUAUACUACAGGUGUAAAGCGACUAAUAGGCUUGGAACAGCUGUUAGUACCACAGGAGAGGUAUUGGUGGAAUGGCUGGAUCAUGAUUUCCAACUAAAGCCACAAAAUCGAAUUUUUUACCCUUCAAGAAAAUUUCUACGAGUGUCUGCAAGACCUCCAAAGCACAAUGGAAAUUUAAAAAUAUUAUGGAAACAAGGAAGUCGAUCUAUAACACCUCUUACACAUUCAAAUGUUAAAGUGACACAAUAUCUAGAUCCUUUUGGUGCUUUAACACAUGCAAUAGAUAUUACUAAUCCAACUACACGUUUUGAAGAUGACUUUGAAUACACUGUCAUGAAUCUGGCUGGUAUUAGGUCAGCGAAAUUUUCUCUUGUCCAAGCAGAUGCUCCACCUGCCAUAACCAAACUCAGUCUUACAUCUCCCCUUGCUGAAGAAGCCAUGUUAUCAUGGGAACUACCUUUGGCGCAAUCCAAAGUAGCCCAGUUAGGGCCACAAUUUACUUAUCGUAGCGAUGUAAAGUCAUUUGACAUAGAAUAUAAAGAAUCAGGUUCUUCCAAUGUCUCUUCCAUCAGCACAUCUGGAACAUUUGUUAAUAAUAAAAUGCGAACCCAUACUGUUGGAAAUUUGAUCCCUGGAAGAGAAUACCAGUUUAGGAUCAGGUCAGUUGAUCUUGGAGAUCAAGUCGGCGCAUGGUCAAGAUUUUUUGGUUAUAUGUCAGGAAAUAGUUCAGUUCAAAAUUUCACCACACCACGCCCAUUUACCACAACGUCAUACAGAAUUCAUGUACCCAAACGCUUGGUAGUCAACAACACAUCAAACAGUGGUGGAGAACUUCGUUGGUCAUAUAAGGGAGUCAUAUCUCCCGAUCUUUCUUAUUUUGAAAUACAAGUCCAUCCAUUUGACAACAAAAAUUUAACACAACGAUUUAUCACAUCUAAUGCUUUGGUUCGAUCUUUUAAUCUUUCCAAUUUAAUUUCGGGUUCACCUUAUGCUGCUCGAGUACGUUUAAUAAGCAGAAACCAGACGGGAAAUUGGUCGGAAAAAGUUUUCUUUGCAACAGCUGGACCAAAGCCACCUAUAUCUGUCUCUGCCAGUUCAUCAACAUCAACUGCUGCCAUGAUAAGUUGGGUACUGUUUGGUGACAAAGUAAGCUCUUGGAAAAUAAUCACUAAAUCAGAUGAUGGUAGAACUACAGUUGUAAAUGUUGGUCCAGCUGUUACAUCUUUCACUUUAACUGGCUUAGAACCGAAUACCACUUAUAAUGUUGAAGUAUUUGCUGUGUUGAAUGGCAUUGAAAGUACAGCUGGAACAAUAACAUUCCAUACACCUACAGGUGUCCUUAACACAACAGAAUCGACCACUGUUAGUCCGUCAACUACAAGAGCAAAUAAUGUUACAGUAAUACCUACACCAAUUAACAAUACCACAACACCAUUUCCUCGUCUUGGAGCAGUAUCUAACGUAAGUGUAGUAGGGAAGGAAUUCGAAGAAAGCACAGCUGUGGUAAUAGUUUGGUCUCCCCCCACUCUACACCAUGGUCAAGAUCCUAAACUGUUUAAUUACUUAGUGGAAUAUUGCGAACUAAAUAGGGUAGAAACAUGUAUGAACACAACACUUGGUUCUUCCACCUCUGUUGCAAUAUCAGGUUUGAAACGAAGCAACCUCUACCAAUACAAAGUUUUUGUAUUUGACGAAAACAACGUUGCCGGCGCAGCACGUGACGGUAUAUACGUAACUGCUAACAGAGACACAUGUAGAAGUACAGAAUUUACUUGUGGAAAUCCGCAAUGUGUUUCAAACAAUCGAAAAUGCAAUGGGAUAUCUGAUUGUGUAGAUGGAUCAGACGAAGGUGUCACAGCUGGCUGUUUACCGCCCUUCCAAAGACCUACAGUGGUUAGUGGAAAUGCAAUUUCUCCAACGGAGAUCAAAGUUACUUGGAAUGUUAUUAAUGAUCCUUCUGAAAGAAUCAGAUCUUACAUUGUUGAAAUUGUAAACACAAGCGUGCAAGCAGAGCUUCUUGCGCCUGUGUUGAAUCCUUCGACCCGCAUGUUGUCGCAUAUGUUUAGCAAUUUAUUACCCGGUGCAGAGUACGAUGUCAGAGUACGAGCAAAGAAUCCAGCAGGUUUGGGACCAUGGUCUGAUAUUGUUACCGUUAGAACUCUGCCCCCAGUGACAUCUUCUCCUUCAACUAUCGGAAUUACAACAACUGACACUACGACUCCAAAACCUAUUAUUCCAAUUCCACACAUAGGUGUGAAUGUUUCCCAUGAAAGUGCAACAAUUUUUUGGAGAUACAAUAUCAACCCUCAAUUUCCUCCUUUACGAUUUGAUGUGGAACUCACGCCGGUUAAUAAUCCUAACGAAACGUUGAUUUUGAGGACCACAAAAAAUUUUAUUUUUGUUACUAAUCUUCCAACUACUGGCGAAUAUAGAGUUAGAGUAAAGUAUGUUAUCAGUUCUGAUGGAAGAGGGGCCUGGUCUCUUCCAAGUUUCUUUAAAAUAAUCGGUGCAACUACUACUACUACUACAACUACUACAACAAGGACAACGCCCAGUACAACGCCAAGGACAACGUUUAGCACCACGCCUAGUACAGCGCCCGAUACAACGCCCAAUACAACACCAAAUCAAGUCUCAACUGUGUCUAACGUAUUACUACAAAGCAUACUACCAAGUGCAGCCAUCAUUAGUUGGUCAGCUGAUAAUGUCCCAUCUCCAGACAACGCUCAUUUUGAGAUUGAAGUACAACCAUUUGGCAAUCCCAACCAAACAAUUAUCAACACAGUAAGUGCCAACACUCGAAGUGCAGCUGUGAGUGGUUUGAUUUCUGGAUCACCCUAUCGAGUGCGUAUUAGAUUGGUGGAUGGAAACAUUCAAGGCAGCUGGUCUGAGGAUUUCUUUUUUGCGACAGCUGGACCCAAGCCCCCUGUUUCAGUAUCUGUUGAUGCAAUUACACCACGUUCAGCUGUGGUGAACUGGAGUGCAUAUGGAGAUAAAGUUUCAUCCUGGAAAAUUGUUGGAAUUUCUAGCAAUGGCUCACAGAUAAAUGCGUCUGUGUCCCCCAGUGUUAGUAUGUACGUUUUAACUGGCUUAGAUCCUAACACCCAGUAUAAACUAAACGUGUCCGGUGUUUUAAAUGGUGUGGAAGGGACACCGGUUAUGGUAGUUUUUACAACACCUGGCCAAGGAUUUCUUUCAACAACAGUCGCUACUGCAACAACAUCUAGACAAAUGACAACAGUUACUUCAACUAUGACAACCCCCGCAAGCGAUCUCUUGCCAGGAAUGGUGCCAGAUAAUGUCUCGCUUAGUUUUGAUAUAUCCUCCGAUAGAGCCAAUGUCCAGUUGUCAUGGUCUCCACCAACCAUGUUAAAUGGCAAUAAAGUAGAAGAACUGAGAUACUCCGUGAAAUAUUGUUUCCAGAACACCACUAUAUGUAACGAAACUUCUAGGACUCCCAAUACCAGUGCUAUAUUAGACAAUCUACGCACAAAUGUAUUUUACAGCUACGAGAUUUUUGCUUAUGGUGCGCUUGGUGUUGCAGGACCAGGGAGAGUAGGGGUUUUUAAGGCGGAAAGCAGAGGAACCCCUGGUACCACACCCUACACCACAACAAUCCAAGAGACGACUACCCCUCCCAUUGCUGGGCCACCUGGAAUUGUGCCAAACACUGUUUCAAUCCAUUCUGUCCCAAACUUUGAAUCCUCAGCCGUUACAAUGUCAUGGUCGCCGCCCACCAACUUGAACAACAACAAAUUAGAUGAACUGACCUACUCUGUAAAGUAUUGCAUUUUAAACACAAUAGUAUGCAAAGAAACCGCUAGAAUUUCGUCCACCAACAUCAGCAUAGAUGGUCUCGACAAAAAUGCGUUUUAUAGCUACGAAAUCUUUGUUUACGGUUCACGUGGACUCCCAGGGCCUGAAAGAAGAUUGGGUUUCUUCAAGACUGAAAGUAGAGAUUCAUGCCUGCCAUCGCAUUUUGCUUGUGGCACUUCGUCGCCCUUUUGUGUACCAAGGUCCACAUUAUGUAAUGGUGUUAAUGACUGCUCUGAUGGUUCUGACGAGAAAGCAGCUGCUGGCUGUGCUAUACCUGCAGCUGUCACAACUUUGAAAGUUGUCAAUGCAACACCAUCUACAGUGACAUUGCAAUGGAAACGUCUAGCACCACAAAACCAAGUGAGUAGCUAUAAAGUGGAGAACAUUAAUACUCGGGAAGUUAAAACAAUUGCAACAGAUAAUCCUAGUUUGGGAAAUCCAGACCUUUUCACAACGUUUAUGAACCUGCAGCCCAGGGUAUGGUAUGGAUUUAGGAUACGUGCAGUUAAUCCAACUGGUCCAGGUCCUUGGUCACCCACUGUGGUGGCUAUAACUACGAAAGCCCGUCUUGGAAAGGUUGGGAACGUUAGAAAUGAAGCAAAGCUGCAUCACGAAAGCACUGCUAGAAUAGUUUCUUGGUCUGCACCUGUUGACAACAAUGGAGAAGAUCCUUCUACCUUUAAAUAUCUGGUCCAAUACUGCGAACUUAAUCUACCUAAUACUUGCAGAAAUACAAGUUUGAGUAGCAACACAAAUGCUGAGAUAACUGGCUUAAAAAGAAAUACACUUUAUAGUUACCACAUCUUUGUUUUCGACAAAGACAUGGUUGCCGGAGAAGUUGCCGAUGGUGUAUUUCGAACUUCAGAUACAAAUACAUGUUUGGACACAGAAUUUACUUGUAGAAACUUGCAAUGUAUACCAAGUGGCAGAAACUGUAACGGUCUUUUGGACUGUGUAGAUGGAACAGACGAGACAACAUUUGCCGGUUGUACUCCACCGUUAAAUAGACCAUCAUUUGCAGAAGGCGUUGCAACAUCUCCACGAUCUGUAAAAGUGACAUGGAACGUGAUUAGGGUACCUUCAGAUAGAAUCACAUCCUACAUCGUUGAGAAUACAAACACUUCUAGUCAACACGAAGUACCACACCCUUUCAAUGUGCCAUCAAUUACUAUGCUCUCCCAAACAUUCGAUAACUUGUCGCCAAAUAAUGUACACAGCUUCAGGGUUCGCGCUAAAAAUCCUGUGGGAUUGGGACCAUUUUCUGAUGUUUUAUCUGUAAGGACGCCAAACGCAGGUCCUCUCGGGAAAGUUGGAAACAUUAGAAAUGAAGCAAAGUUGAAUCAAGAAAGCACUGCUAGAAUAGUUUCCUGGUCUGCACCUGUUGACAACAACGGAGAGGAUCCUUCCACAUUUAAAUAUCUGGUCCAAUACUGCGAACUUAAUCUACCUGAUACUUGCAGAAAUACAAGUUUGAGUAGCAACACAAAUGCUGAGAUAACUGGUUUAAAAAGAAAUACACCUUAUAGUUACCACAUCUUUGUUUUCGACAAAGACAUGGUUGCCGGAGAAGUUGCCGAUGGUGUAUUUCGAACUUCAAGUAGAAGAACAUGUUUAAGUACAGAAUUUACCUGCAGAAACUUACAAUGUAUACCAAGUGGCAGAAACUGUAACAGUAUUUCAGACUGUGCAGAUGGAACAGACGAGACAACAUUUGCCAAUUGUGCUCCACCGCUAACUAGACCAUCGUUGACAGAAGGCGUACCACCAUCUCCACGAUCUGUAAAAGUGACAUGGAAGGUGAUCAGGGUACUUUCAGAUAGAAUCACAUCCUACAUCGUGGAAAACACAAACACUUCCAGUCAACACGAAGUGUCACAUCCACGCAAUUCACCAGCAACUACUGAGCUAUCUAAAACGUUUAAUAACCUGUUAUCAAAUCGUACAUAUAGUUUCAGAGUUCGGGCAAAAAAUCUGGCUGGUCUAGGACCAUGGUCAGAUGUUUUAACAAUCAGAACACAGCAAGCAGGCCGUCUCGGAAAAGUUGGAAACAUUAGAAUUGAAGCAAAAUUGCAGGAAGAAGAUACUGCUAGGAUAGUCUCCUGGUCUGCACCUGUUGAUAACCACGGAGAGGAUCCUUUUACUUUUAAAUAUCUGGUCCAAUACUGUGAACUUAAUCUACUUGAUACUUGCAGAAAUACAAGUCUAAAUAACAAAACAUAUGUUGAGAUAACUGGUCUAAAAAAGAGUACCCUCUAUAGUUAUCACAUUUUUGUAUUUGACAAAAACAUGGUGGUUGGUGAAGUUGCAGAUGGUGUAUUUCGAACUUCAAAUAGCAGAACCUGUAUAAUUACAGAAUUUACUUGCAAAAACUUGCAAUGUAUACCAAGUGGCAGAAACUGUAAUGGUCUUUCAGACUGUGCAGAUGGAACAGACGAGACAUCAUUUGCCGGUUGUGCCCCACCGUUAAACAGACCAUCAUUUGCAGAAGGCGUAGCAACAUCUCCACAAUCGGUGAAAGUGACGUGGAAUGUGAUUAGGGUACCUUCAGAUAGAAUCACAUCCUACAUUGUUGAAAACAGAAACACUUCCAGUCAACACGAAGUGCUACACCCAAGAUUUUCACCAACCGUCACCAUGCUCUCACAAACAUUUGACAACUUGCUUUCAAAUCGUGCAUACAGUUUUAGAGUUCGGGCAAAAAAUCCUGCAGGUCUAGGACCAUGGUCAGAUGUUUUAACAGUCAGAACACAGCAAGCAGGACGUCUCGGAAAGGUUGGAAACAUUAGUAAUGAAGCAAAGUUGAAUCAAGAAGACACUGCAAGAAUAGUCUCCUGGUCUGCACCUCUUGAUAAUCAAGGAGAGGAUCUUUCUACGUUUAAAUAUGUGGUCCAAUACUGCGAACUUAAUCUACCUAAUACUUGCAGAAAUACAAGCUUGAGUAGCAACACAAAUGCUGAGAUAACUGGCUUAAAAAGAAAUACACCUUAUAGUUACCACAUCUUUGUUUUCAACAAAGACAUGGUUGCUGGAGAUGUUGCCGAUGGUAUAUUUCGAACUUCAAGUAGAAGAACCUGUUUAGACACAGAAUUUACUUGCAGGAACUUGCAAUGUAUACCAAGUGGCAGAAACUGUAACGGUCUUUCAGACUGUGCAGAUGGAACAGACGAGACAUCAUUUGCUGGUUGUGCUCCGCCGUUAACUAGACCAUCAUUCGCACAAGGCAUACCAACAUUCCCACGAUCUGUAAAAGUGACAUGGAAUGUGGUUAGGGUACCUUCAGAUAGAAUCACAUCCUACAUCGUUGAAAACACAAACACAUCCAGUCAACACGAAGUGCUACACCCAAGAUUUUCACCAACCGUCACCAUGCUCUCACAAACAUUUAACAACUUGCUUUCAAAUCGUGCAUACAGUUUCAGAGUUCGAGCGAAAAAUCUUGCUGGUCUAGGACCAUGGUCAGAUGUUUUGACGGUCAGAACACAGCAAGCAGUUACGACAACUACGCCAGAAACUACGACAACUACUCCAGUGACGGCGACAACUACUCCAGUGACGACAUCACCUCAAACGACAACUGACAUCAUUACAUGUACAGGCAACAUCGUUGCCAUGAGAAGAUGCAGAAAGUACGGAAAGGGUAACCAUGCCCACCCCUCCAAUCCAAGAUACUUCAUUACAUGCAUGAGUGGUGCAAUCUCUUCUUGUCAAAGGUGUCCAGCGAUGACCGUCUUUAGUGACAGAUGUAAACAUUGCGUCAAUAAUCUCGGCGAUAAGUGCACGGUGAUGACGACGUAUAAGCCGAAGCAAACAACUCGUCCAUCAUGUCCGGAUUUAUGUUCAGGAAAAGGUGCUGGCUUUACGAAGAAUGUUGUUAAUCCGAAUAGCCGCAAUCAAUUCGUACAGUGUGUGUUUGGCCGCAACUUUGGAUGUAUUCUUUGCCCUGCUCGAUUGAUCUUCCGUGAAGAUUUGAACCGAUGUGAUUGGCCGUAAAUAAAAACACAGCAUACAUUUAUAUUUUUGGUGUUGUUAAAAAUAUACACGAUGUUAAUUUUUUUGUAUCAAAUCUGAAAAAAAGGAAAAAAAAAGUACUAUUAAUGGUUAAAAAAAGACUGAUUUAGUCGUGUCGAAAAUUCUAGACUUGCAACGUUUCUAUGACAAUGACGACUUUUUUUGGCGGUAGUCGAACUUUGGCAGACACAAUGAUACCCAAAUUCGAGAAAACCGAGGAGAAUGGUUGGAUAGUGUUUUAUCCAAUCGCAAGUGGAUCUUUAAGGAUACGGUAACCCCCUGAGACACAUACUCAGUAUAUUCAAAUAUUCAAAAUAUCUCCUCUGCUCGCAACAUUAACCCUAACAAAUAUAUAU